AUGUACACACUUUUCUGGCUACUUCUGUUCGCAUGCGCAGCGUGCGGCCAUGAAUAUAAUGCUAUUGAAACCGAAAUGUUCGCGAUACCGAUCAGUCCCAAUCUUUUUAAUUGGACUUAUCAAGAAUUCGACCAGCAAUACCGCUUCCAUGCGUCACUGAUUGGUAAACCAGAACUUCCUUUAUGGCUUCGAUACAUCUACAGCGGACGUCAUCAUUCGGGCUUCAUUUUCGGAACGCCACCCAGAGGCACUGCAUCACCAAUCACUUUAGAAAUUAUUGGCUUAAACCGACAAGAUUAUGAAACCCGACGUGUUUUGCUCACUCUGCGCGUUCAGUCUAAAGAAAUUAUGGCAACACAUGAGGUUGAACUCAAGAUUGAUAAUCUCAACGUGGAAGAUUUACUUGAUGAACACAGAAUGACUCGCCUCAAAGAUAUCCUACGGACAAAAUUAUGGACGGAAAGUAGUGGCGACUUAUACGCUACCUUUUUGGCAUCUGCUAUUGAUUUGGGUGCAAGGCUACCCUUGAAACCUAGCGAUGGAGAAGGGUUAGUUGUACGUCUCGGUAGUGCAACACCAUUUUCAAAUGAAUUAAAAAGGUUACGAGAAGAAGUGCGACCGCUGUCGCGCCUGCCAAGCUGCCCACGCGAGUUCAAACGUACGACAGUGGAGAGAUUGUUCAGAGAUGCUGGAUUCACUUUAGAUUGGUGCAGUUUUGAAUUGUAUAACACAGUGUACAAUGAACGCAAUACACUCCGUUUAGAAUACCUAACAGAACUUCCAGCUACUAGCAAAUCUGACGUUAAAAUAACUCUAAACAAUGCCAACACUUGGUCUGCGCCAAGUAGAUACGCUCUACCAAGUAGGAGUUACGCUCAGCAAUUAUCAGUCACUAUUGCUGUACCUUUGGUGCUAAUGUUGCUCUGUGUUGCUGCGUUGAGUGCUAUCCUCUGCUUCCAUUAUGCUGCCAUGGAUCCGGAAUCCGAAGGUUUUUUCAAUGAUAUCUAUCACAUUUGUGCAGAUUACAGAAAAAAGAGAGCACAUAAAUCGGCAAAAGUGGAGCUCUGCCGAUAUGGAACUGGCAAUACAGAGCAAAGUCAAAUCGCUGAUGAUGGAAGUACGAAAAGUUUAGGCGCAAGCCCAAGCAACAGUCUGGUUCGUCCCUACAGUCCAAAGUCGUCAACUAACUUAGCUGGAAACUACAAUCGGCCGCAACCACCUCCAUACAUGGGCUCAGCUACGAACUCCUUGCACCAUCGCAGAUCUGGCCACACGGAAACCCCCUCGCGAACACCGGAACACAACCGCCAUCUCGCUCUAGAGGAAUCCAUUAAACUCUUAAACGAAGCAAACAUCGCUAGUGAGUUCGACAAUUUGCUCUUAAAAAACCCGGUUGUCGAUUUUAAUGAUGGCGCAGAAGAUUACGUUCCAAUUAAACCGGAUUCAGCCGGUUACGUCUCGAUCAAACGCGAUUUUAGUGAUGGGCUAGACUUGGCGAAGUACGGUGUCACUGGGGUUGGCGCCAUUUGA
Molecule: messenger RNA, 1530 nt
Organism: Leptosia nina
Lineage: Eukaryota; Metazoa; Arthropoda; Insecta; Lepidoptera; Pieridae
Source: the annotation of a GenBank genome assembly